CUCAUCGCGCCAGGAGCGAAAGUCAAAGUACAUUUUGAAUCUCUUGAACUAAUAGCGACAGAUAAAACUGCGUUUAUACAUUUGCGAAACCUUUCCGUUAAGAAGACGGGCUCUGCGCUCGGUUGUUUGCACAGGCGGGGUGUUGCGUUGCUCUCUUCUUUGGUGUCACGCUAAGCUGAUCAUGCUUUCUUCGAUCAAAAUCGUUAGUAAAACUCGAGCAGUCUUUGGUGGAUCUCGGGGUUUUAAAGCGUGUGCUUCUCAGACACUCGUAAAACAGGGAAACUUUGACGGGGAUCAGAGCAAUGCGUCUUGCACGCGCCGAAUGUCCGGGAACGGCUUCAAUGUCCCGCCGAGCGCGGAGUUUGUGGCGAGGGUCAGCGGGAUCGCCACUAUGUGCAAACUACCGUUUCAGAAAACAGCGCACGGGCUGGACGCGGCGUUUGUCGGGGUUCCCAUUGACACCGGAACAUCCAACCGUCCCGGUGCAAGUUUGGCAUUGUGUAAUAUGAAUACACAGAAAUUGUAUCUGGUGCCCAAACCUGGUCGGUCUGAAAUACUGCUCUUUCUGCUGUUCAGGCAUGGUCCAGUGGGCCUAAUACAUGUGGAUGCCCAUGCAGACACUAGUGACAUGAUUCUGGGUGAGAAAAUUGGUCACGGGACCCCUUUCAGACGCUGUGUGGAUGAGGGGCUCCUGGACUGCAAGAGGGUCGUUCAGAUCGGGCUCAGAGGCUCGGGUUAUUCUCCAGAUAAUUAUGAGUGGAGCCGAGCACAGGGUUUCCGUGUAGUGGAAGCUGUGGAGUGCUGGCACAAAUCUCUUGUCCCGCUCAUGGAGGAGGUUCGCUCACAGAUGGGAACCGGACCAGUCUAUCUCAGCUUUGACAUAGACAGUCUGGACCCUGCAUUCGCUCCAGGCACAGGAACACCUGAGAUUGCUGGCCUCACACCCAUUCAGGGUCUGGAAAUCAUUCGAGGUUGUCGAGGUGUUAAUCUUGUGGGUUGUGAUUUAGUUGAGGUUUCUCCACCUUAUGACACCACAGGUCGAUAA
Messenger RNA from Sinocyclocheilus grahami, 1045 nucleotides. RefSeq names its product agmatinase, mitochondrial-like. NCBI's taxonomy places the organism in Eukaryota, Metazoa, Chordata, Actinopteri, Cypriniformes, Cyprinidae. The transcript is spliced from 6 exons. The record is from RefSeq and is a predicted model, not a curated record. Gene Ontology annotation, molecular function: agmatinase activity; metal ion binding. Bases 182 to 1045 code for a protein of 287 amino acids.